CUCCAUAUUUGUUAUUGAUAAGGAUAGGACAAAGUCAAGUUAAUUACAACUUAAUAAAAUUAAUUUAAAGUCAUGUUUUUAAAAUAUAAAGUUUAAAAGACUUUUUAAAAUGUUUUAAUUGUGUCUCGUAUAGUUAAGAGUUUAAGAUUGUCGGUAAUAAUGGCUUUAAUAGAUUUUGGCACAGAUCGAUGGAUCAGGGACUUCGAGUCGUGCGAAACGCUCCACCUGAAGAUACUCAAUGAGCUGAGUGACAGGGACACGCUUCUGUCAAAUACGGUCAAGUACGAUUCCCUCAGUGGUACGAUAAGGGUCCACCUGAAACAACUCGAGACAGAACUGAAUCAACUGCAGUCGAACCUCGACUCGGCAAGCUUCAUCACUUAUGAGGAGAAGGAAAGGAGACAGCGCCUCAUCGAGGACCUAAAUAGAAAGAAGAGUCAGUUGAUGAAUAUGUACAGUUCCAGAAUUUCAUAUCAGCCUACACAACAGAACUGGUCGGCCGACGAUGACGAUGUGCCUCUCCUUGGCGAGACUUCCAUACAGUCUUUAAAGGAAAGACAGGCAGAACUGUUAUCCGAACAGGAUAAAGGAUUGGAUAGACUUUCCAACAUAAUCUCGCGGCAGAAAAAUAUUGUGAUCACCAUAGGAAAUGAGGUCAAUAGUCAAAAUGAAAUAAUUGAUGAUAUUGGUACAAGGAUGGAAUCGACUAAUGUGCAAAUACACUCCGAAGGCAGAUCAGUGCAAGGUAUAGCAAAAUCCGAUUCCACUUAUGGUUAUUGGAUUAUAAUAAUAAUACUAUUUUGCAUAAUUAUCGCCGUAGCGUUGCUUACAUAGUGUAAUAUAUUUUUAAAUGUUAUAAAUGUAUUUUAUUUUUAAUUUUUCAAGUGACUAUUCCUAUUUAAAGUGUCAUGUAAUCCAU
Messenger RNA from Cimex lectularius (bed bug), 919 nucleotides. RefSeq names its product syntaxin-8. Gene Ontology annotation, biological process: vesicle fusion; intracellular protein transport. Gene Ontology annotation, molecular function: SNARE binding; SNAP receptor activity. The transcript has 6 exons. NCBI's taxonomy places the organism in Eukaryota, Metazoa, Arthropoda, Insecta, Hemiptera, Cimicidae. Gene Ontology annotation, cellular component: SNARE complex; endomembrane system. Bases 160 to 834 code for a protein of 224 amino acids. The record is from RefSeq and is a predicted model, not a curated record.